AGAAAUCGACUUGUGUGGCGUAUUGGACCAUCCUCUUGGGGUCUCCCUUUGGAAAAAAAAAAUAAAAUUAAUGUGUAUAAAUUAUAGAUCGAUGAAUGUGAUUCUGUACUAAGCUAAGAAGCGUGAACUUGCAAGCAAUGGAGGAUCCUCUUCCUCUUCAUAGUUGUCAUGUCCAAAAGUCUUGCAUGAUCAUUAAUCGCUUCUAUAUUUUUGUCCAUGGUACUGCUUUAUUAGCCUUGUUAUACUACAGAGUUUCAUCCAUCCUGGAAAUAAUAUUAGCUGAAAGCAGGGAACUGCCAUACUUUGUCUCUUAUCUUCUGGUCUUUGCUUCUGAGCUCGUACUAUCUUUUCUUUGGUUUCUCUCCAUAUCAUAUCGAUGGAGGCCAGUUUCACGUAGCGUAUUCCCAGAAAGACUACCGGAGGACCAAAAACUUCCAGCGAUCGACGUGUUUAUAUGCACUGCAGAUCCUGAAAAAGAGCCAAGUGUGGAAGUGAUGAAUACGGUCAUCUCAGCAAUGGCACUGGAUUAUCCUCUAGACAAGCUUCAUGUCUACCUUUCGGACGAUGGGGGCUCUCCUGUGACUCUUGGUGCCUUGAGGGAAGCCUGGAAAUUUGCACGCUUUUGGCUUCCAUUCUGCACUAAAUAUGGGAUCAAAACUAGGUGCCCUGAAGCUUAUUUUUCAAAAGAUGAUGAUUGUGAUGGGAGCCUAAGCAGGAGCAGUAGUAUUGAGUUCAUAGAUGACAAGAAAGAAAUUCAGAAACAAUAUGCUGUGUUCAAGGAACGCGUGCUACGGAUUCAAGAAAAUACAAGCACUGCCAGUAAGGAUCACCCUCCUUCUAUUGAGUUAAUCAAAGAUGCAGAUGAUGAUAGGGCAAACCAAGCAGAAAUGCCCCUUCUCGUUUAUGUAUCUCGUGAAAAGAGGCCCUCUCAUCCUCACCGUUUCAAAGCUGGAGCCCUCAACGUCCUUCUUCGAGUGUCUAGCAUGUUAAGCAAUUCGCCAUACAUACUAAUCUUAGAUUGCGACAUGUACUGCAACGAUUCAAGCUCAGCUCGACAAGCUAUGUGCUUUCACCUUGAUAAAACAAUAUCUCCCAAGCUAGCAUAUGUCCAGUUUCCUCAGAAGUUUCAUAAUAUCAGUUCCGAAGAUAUCUAUGACAGUCAGCUUAGACUCUGCUUUUCGGUAUUGGAAUUUAUAUACUAUUUUCGACAUAUGUGGUAUGGAGCGGAUGGGCUCAAGGGACCAACGUUCACUGGCACCUGCUUUUACAUGAAAAGAAUGGCGCUUUAUGGAACUUCCCAACUUCAAAAGGAUGCUAAUUUGGCCCAGCUUCAAAAAGUUUUUGGUCCAUCAAAUGAUUUCAUCAUAUCUAUCUACCAGAAAAACCACACCAACGGAAGAGAGUUUUUUAGUACAGCGCUCAAAGAGAUGGAUCUUUUAGCUUCUUGUUCCUAUGAGAAAGACACGGAAUGGGGAGAAGAGAUAGGCUUCAGGUACCUUUCUGUAGUGGAAGAUUUCUUCACAAGCUUCAUGUUACAAUGCAAAGGUUGGACUAGUGUCUAUAUUAAUCCACCAAAACCAUCAUUUUUGGGUUCAGCCACUACAAAUCUAAGUGAUUAUUUGGUUCAGCACACGCGAUGGUAUACCGGUUUGGUUGACAUAGUUCUCUCGAAAUAUUCUCCUCUGAUUUAUGGUGCACCAAGAAUGUCCAGUAUUCUACAGUGUAUGUAUAUCUCACACAUUGCAUAUUACUUUUUGAACUUCUUCCCCUUGUGGUGUUUAGCAAUCAUUCCCCAGCUCUGUCUACUGCAAGGGAUUCCUUUAUAUCCAGAGAUAUCAAAUCCAUUUUUCCUUGUUUUUGUAUUUGUAUUCCUCUCAUCAAAUCUCAAGGAUAUACAAGAAGUUCUAGCUGAUGGAUUUUCAAUUCGACCGUGGAUAUACGAUCAGAGGAUGUGGAUGAUAAGAGGCAUUGUGAUUUGUUCAAGGAACGUCGAGUGCUACGGAUUAAAGAAGACACAAGCACCCUUACUAGCAAUGAUCACCAUCCUACUAUUGAGGUAAUCAAUGCUGCAUCUGAUGUAUCUGGUGAGAAGAGGCCUUUCUCAUCCUCACCAUUUCAGGGCUGGAGCAGGAGCCCUCAACGUCCUCGCAGCUUCGAGUCUCUAGCAUGAUCAGCAAUUCACCGUACGUACUAAUCUUAGACUGCGACAUGUACUGCAACGAUUCAAGCUCGGCUCGAAAAGCGAUGUGUUUUGCCCUUGACAAAACAAAAUAUCGCCCAAGCUAGCAUAUGUCCAGUUGCCUCGGACAUUUAAUAAUAUUAGUUGAAAAGAUAUCUAUGACAGUCAGCUUAGAUACUUCAAGACGGUAUGUAUGAUUUUCAAGCGUUACCAAUCCGGCAUAUAUGAUUUUCAGGCAUCGACAAUGUUCGUUGCUCCAAUCUGUACUUUGAUUAUUCUAGGAAUACGACAAUAUUGCUUCCCUACGUCUAGGUGCUGUCAAGAUUGUUCUCACUGUAAAUUAUGAUGUGAUGUUUAUUUAAGCUUUUAUCUCCGUA
Messenger RNA from Coffea arabica (coffee), 2556 nucleotides. NCBI's taxonomy places the organism in Eukaryota, Viridiplantae, Streptophyta, Magnoliopsida, Gentianales, Rubiaceae. The record is from RefSeq and is a predicted model, not a curated record.